Messenger RNA from Aethina tumida (small hive beetle), 1479 nucleotides. Its product is annotated as dynein light chain 1, cytoplasmic. Lineage: Eukaryota; Metazoa; Arthropoda; Insecta; Coleoptera; Nitidulidae. The transcript is spliced from 3 exons. Gene Ontology annotation, cellular component: cytoplasmic dynein complex. The coding region runs from base 194 to 463 and encodes 89 amino acids. Gene Ontology annotation, molecular function: dynein light intermediate chain binding; dynein intermediate chain binding. The record is from RefSeq and is a predicted model, not a curated record. Gene Ontology annotation, biological process: cilium assembly; microtubule-based process.
AAUUUCGGCAUCGAAACUGAGUUGUCGGUGCGGCGAAAAAAAAUUGAAAAUCGUCCGAUUCAACAAAAUACCCAGCGGAAAAUUGAAUAACGCGAAAAUAGUGAACAAAUUUCAAACGAAGCGAAACCCGUUUCGGUCCCGCAUCGAAUUUUCCCGUUAAAAUUUCACGUCAAACACAGAAAAGAACAGCAAAAUGACCGACCGCAAGGCAGUGAUCAAGAACGCGGACAUGAGCGAGGACAUGCAGCAGGAUGCGGUCGAUUGUGCGACGCAGGCCAUCGAGAAAUACAACAUUGAAAAGGACAUUGCGGCGUACAUAAAGAAGGAGUUCGACAAGAAGUACAAUCCGACAUGGCAUUGCAUCGUCGGCAGGAACUUCGGCUCGUACGUGACCCACGAGACGCGUCACUUUAUUUACUUUUAUUUGGGCCAGGUGGCCAUUUUACUAUUCAAGAGCGGCUAAGAUAAACCAACCCCCCCCCCUCUCACAACAUCUCUUUAAAUACUUAAGUCUCCACCAGCCGACUCUCAGUUAUUACCCUUUUUUUACAAGUUAAAUUACUCCCGUUAUAAAAUAUAUUUUUUUAAAUAAAUGCCGCGUCGCGCCGCUCUGUCUCCUUUAAUUAAUAUUCUUUAAUUAACUAAUUUUUGCAAUUUGUUUUCGGAAUUGAUUUCAGUCUCUUUCCACUCUCUCUCUCUCCUUUUCCAAACACUACUUGGAUCUUUUUUCAACAAUGUAAAUGUAUUGUGUGUAUAUUUCGGUUGUUGCCACACGAAUGUUUCGCAUUGAUCGCUCCUCUAAUCAACCUGAAUAUAUUGCAUAAAAAAGACAAUUCUGUAAAUGUGUAUAAAAAAAAUUAUUUUUAUUCAUUUGAUUUUUUCCAAAUAAAUUAUUUUGUUGAUGAUAAUCACUGGUUCUAUUAUUUUCUUUUUUAUAAUUAUUAUUAAUUUUGUUAAUUAAUGCGCACACGAAACUUGAUGAUGAUGAAACGAUGUGCAAUUUAUUAAUUAAUUAUACUGUUAGUUUUUGCACUGAAUAAAUUGGAACUUCUUCGCAUACUCUUGAUAUAAUUAAUUAUAUAUAAAACUAUUAUAUAUACAUAAAUGAAACUCUUUAAGUGUAAGUUGUUACAUAUUAUUAUUAUGAUUAUAUAUGCGUCUGUACUUAAGGAAAACGCCCUGUUAAACUAAUAGACAAUUUCGCUUGGUGUAAUCAGGAAAAUGAACACGUCCAAUGAUGAACGAUUCCGUUUCAAUUCCGUUAGUUCAGAUAACAUUCCAAAAAAUGAUGCAAAUACGGCAACUUUUUUUAGUUUAAUUUUAGAAUGCCAUUAUGUUGGAAUUGGGACGGAAUUGACAAUGUUUCGUUGAUCGUUUCUCUCAGCCGAAUUGUCCGGUUUAUUUUUUAUUUUUGAAUUUUAAUAUUUAUCCUUGUUUGAAUGUAAUUCUUAAUGUAUGAUUAAUAUAUGGUUAAAUAUU